UUCAGCGUCAGCCCCUCGGACGCGCUCGGAGAAAAGCGCUCAGACAGGGAGUCCGCCGCCCCUCUCACAGUCCAUGCCGAGUCCGUGAGGAUGAAGUUUGUAAACGGGAAACGUGUAACGCCGGCGAAUGGAGAGGAUUCACAGCUUUCAGCCAAGUUCAGGAACCCUUUUAUGCACGAGUUGCGACUCACUGCUCUCCAGAAAGUCAAGAUUGCAGUGAUGACGGUCACCCUUUUCCCAGUGCGAUUGCUCUUUGCUGCCUUUAUGAUGUUGCUGGCAUGGCCGUUUGCCUUCGUGGCCACCGUGGGCCUCUCUGAGGAUGCAGUAGAGCCGCUGUCGUGGUGGAGAUGGCUGGUGGACCUGGCCCUGAAGGCCAUCAUGAGGGCAAUGUGGUUUUCCGGAGGUUUCCAUUGGGUGCGGGUGAAAGGCAGACCAGCUCUGCCCAGUGAAGCGCCCAUCCUAACACUGGCACCACACUCUUCAUACUUUGAUGCCAUCCCUGUGACAAUGACCAUGGCCUCCAUCGUGAUGAAGGCAGAGAGCAAAGACAUUCCUGUCUGGGGCACGCUGAUAAAGUUUAUCCGGCCGGUGUUUGUGUCCCGCUCAGAUCAGGACUCUCGUAGGAAGACAGUUGAGGAGAUCAAACGCAGAGCUUUCUCUGCAGGAGAGUGGCCUCAGAUAAUGAUAUUUCCAGAGGGCACAUGCACCAACCGAUCCUGCCUCAUUGCAUUUAAGCCUGGUGCAUUUAUUCCAGGUGUUCCAGUCCAGCCGGUAGUCCUGCGGUAUCCCAAUGAAGUGGACACGAUCUCUUGGACAUGGCAGGGACCUGGAGCGUUUAAGAUUCUAUGGCUUACGUUGUGCCAGCUACAUAAUUCUAUAGAAAUAGAGUAUCUCCCAACAUACACUCCUUCAGAAGUAGAGAAGAGGGACCCGGCUCUGUUUGCCAGCAAUGUGAGGCGUAUCAUGGCCAAAGCUCUGCACCUGCCCAUCAUCGACUACUCAUUUGAGGAUUGCCAGCUUGCAAUGGCCAAAGGCCCUCUGUGUCUGCCCAGCCACACCUGCCUGCUGGAAUUCUCCAGGCUGGUGCGUAGACUCGGGUUGAAGGUGGGAGUGACGGAUCAAAUCCUUCAGGAGGAGAGCGGCAGAGCACGGAGACUUUGUGGAGGGAAAAUAAGCCUGGAAAGUUUUGCAAAAUAUGUAAAUCUACCUGUGACAGAAACAUUGCAGGAUGUCUUUGCCCUCUUUGAGGAGCAUGGUCAGAUGGAUGUGAGGGAAUAUGUCAUUGCUCUGUCUGUGGUCUGCAGACCCUUCAGACAUCUGGACACCAUUCAGCUGGCCUUUAGGAUGUUUGAGGCUGAAGAGGACGGGGCUAUUGUAGAAGAUGAAUUGGCUGUCAUUCUGAAAACAGCUCUCGGAGUGGCAGACCUCACUGCGUGUGAUGUCUUCAGAGCUGUUGACACUGAAGACAAAGGAAAGAUCACAUGUGAUGAUUUUCGCCGGUUUAUGGAGAGAUGUCCAAACUUCGUGGAGCUUUACUGCUGUUUCCAUCAUCUGGCCACUCUCGCCUGUUCUGAACACCCAGAACCCAUAACCAACAGCUUCUGUUCUGACUUCAGCCUUCAGGAACAAACCACAUCCAAGAACUCAAACAGCAAGAAGCACGACUGAGAGCAGCUCUGAUGAUGAUGAUGAUGAUGGUGAUUGUGUGUGUGUGUGUGUGUGUCUGAGUGCAUGUAAAUAGCAGAGUGUGAGUAUAAGUAAGAGAACGAUUGAGAAUUUUGCAUUUUGCAGGAUUUGGGUGAUCUAUCCAUUCCAAUGUUCUUUAAUAUAUGUUUUUUCCCUCAACACUUUAUUUCAUCUUGCAUUGUACUCACAGAUAUUCAGAAAGAUGGUUUUUAGGUAAAAAUUUAAUUUGCAUUGAUAUUUUUUUUAUUUGAGAUAAAUAGUCUAUUUAUUCCAGGCUUUCUCUACAAAGAUUCAUUUUGUCUAUAAUUUCAGACUGAUAUUAAUACAGGUACAUCCAAAACCCUUUAAGUAUAUGCUUGUGUUCUUUAAUGUGGAGGUUCUUGUAAUAAAAAGCUGAUUAUUGACUUUACAUGCCGAGCAGCCAACACUUAAGAAUCCAAGUAAUUCACCAUCAGAUAUUUUAGGUCUGAGUCUCUGGUUGCUCUUAAAUAAGUCACUGUUCAUUCUGUGCCUUAAAGUCCAGAAGUUACUGCUUACAACUUUGAAGGUCAAGUACAUCAAUCCGUCUGUCUUCCGUUCAACCCAAAUCCUUUUUGAAAUCAAAAAUCGAAUAUCAAAAGAAGCAUUUACAGGCAGCUGCAAACAUCUGCAGACCAGUCCUAUUUUUCGCCUCCAGUUAUUUCCCGGUGAGCCUACUGGAAGCAGUGGUGGUGAGAGUACAGUGCUAAUCUACUAAACUGACAACACAG
This is a messenger RNA of Pygocentrus nattereri (red-bellied piranha), 2435 nucleotides long. It is a transcript of the gene lpcat1, whose product is annotated as lysophosphatidylcholine acyltransferase 1. NCBI's taxonomy places the organism in Eukaryota, Metazoa, Chordata, Actinopteri, Characiformes, Serrasalmidae. The transcript is spliced from 14 exons. Gene Ontology annotation, molecular function: calcium ion binding. The record is from RefSeq and is a predicted model, not a curated record. The coding region runs from base 91 to 1668 and encodes 525 amino acids.